AUGGCUGAAUCUUUUUUUUCUGACUUUGGCUUGUUGUGGUACCUGGAAGAGCUCAGAAAGGAAGAGUUCUGGAAAUUUAAGGAGCUCCUCAAGCAAGAACCUCUGAAAUUCGAACUCAAGCCAAUUCCAUGGACUGAGCUAAAGAAGGCUUCAAGAGAAGAUAUGGCAAAGUUGUUGGACAAGCAUUACCCAGGAAAACGAGCGUGGGAGGUGACAUUAAGCCUAUUUCUACAGAUCAACCGGAGUGAUCUCUGGACGAAGGCUCAGGAAGAGAUCAGAAACAAGCUAAACCCGUAUAGAAAUCACAUGAAGGAAAAAUUCCGUCUCAUAUGGGAAAAGGAAACCUGUCUUCAAGUUCCUGAGUAUUUCUACAAAGAAACCACGAAGAAUGAGUAUGAAGUACUGAAUGCUGCAUAUACUGCUGAUGAGGCUGGAAAGCCUUCACUCACUGUGGUCUUGCAAGGUCCUGAAGGAGUUGGAAAGACAACCCUUUUGAGAAAAGUGAUGCUGGAAUGGGCAGAGGGAAACUUAUGGAAGGACAGAUUCACAUUUGUCUUCUUCCUCAAUGGCUGUGAGAUGAACAGUAUUACAGAGACAAGCUUAGUAGAGCUCAUCUCCAGGGACUGGCCUGAGUCUUCAGAGCCAAUCGAAAGCAUUUUUUCACAGCCAGAGAGAAUCUUGUUCAUCAUGGAUGGGUUUGAGGAACUGAAAUUUAACUUGGAGCUUAAGACUAACAUGUGCAAUGACUGGACGCAGCGACAGCCAGCGCAGAUUAUCCUGAGCAGUUUGCUGCAGAAGCAAAUGCUUCCAGAGUCCUCUCUCCUUAUUGCAUUAGGAACGAUGGGUAUGAAAAAAAAUUUUUUCUUGUUGCAGCAUCCAAGACACAUGGCUCUUUCAGGAUUCUCUGAACAUGAAAGGAAGCUGUAUUUCUCCCAUUUCUUCCAUGAGAAGAAUAAAGCCUUGAGAGCCUUCAGUUUUGUUAGAGGUGAUAUACGUCUGUUUGUCUGGUGCCAAAAUCCCCUUGUGUGCUGGUUGGUCUGUACUUGUCUGAAAUGGCAGGUGGAGAAAGGAGACGACCUUGAGAUUGCCUCCGAAAGCACCACUUCUCUGUAUGUAUCCUUUUUUACUAACGUAUUCAAGUCAGGAAGUGAGAAUUGUCCACCUAAGCAGAACAGAGCCCGACUAAGAAGCCUGUGUACCUUGGCUGCAGAGGGAAUAUGGACUCACACAUUCGUGUUUUGCCACGGGGAUCUCAGAAGGAAUGGGGUAUCUGAAUCAGACACCCAGAUGUGGAUGGGCAUGAGACUUCUUCAAAGGAGUGGUGACUGCUUCACCUUCGUUCAUAUGUGCGUCCAAGAGUUCUGUGCAGCCAUGGUCUAUCUGCUCAGACGGCCCAGGGACAAUCCUAACCCAGCCAUUGGAAGCGUGACCCAGCUUGUAACAGCAGAUGUGAGUCAAGUCCACACCCAUUUGUCCCAGAUGGGCAUAUUCUUGUUUGGAUUUUCAACUGAAAAAAUAAUCAACAUGCUGGAGACAUCCUUUGGUUUUCUACUGUCCAGAGAGAUAAAGCAGGAAAUAACCCAAUGCCUUAAAAGUUUAAGCCAGUGUGACCCCAAUCAGGUCACGGUGAAUUUCCAGAAAUUGUUCAAUGAUUUGUUUGAGACCCAGGAAAGAGAAUUUGUGACAGAAGUGAUGGAUUCCUUCCAAGAAAUUAACAUUUAUAUUGGUAACACAGAAGAAUUGCUAACAUGUGCAUUCUGCCUAAAGCAUUGCCAAAGUUUGCAGAUACUUCACUUGUGUAUAGAACAUGUCUUUUCAGAUGACUCUGGAUCCAUCUCAAAUAACAACCAGAAACUCUCCUUUUGGCGGGAUCUCUGCUCAGUGUUCACCACCAGCAAGGACUUCCAGAUGUUAGAUUUGGACAACUGUAAGUUCGAUGAGGCCUCCCUGGCGAUUCUCUGUAAGGCCUUGGCUCAGCCCAUUUGUAAACUCCAAAAGUAUAAUUUUGCUUCUAACCUUGGAAAUGGUCCAGACUUCUUUAAGGCCAUUCUUCAUAACCCUCACCUGAAAUAUCUGAACCUGCAUGGCACCAGUCUCUCCUACACAGAUGUCAGGCAGCUGUGUGAGACGCUGAAGCACCCGAUGUGCAACAUAGAGGAGCUGAUGUUGGGAAAGUGCGACAUCACAAAUGAAGCUUGUGAGGAGCUCGCCUCCGUUCUCGUCUGCAACAGGAAGCUGAAGCUCCUCUCCUUGAUAGAAAAUCCCCUGAGGAACGAAGGCGUGCUGGUGCUCUGUGAUGCCCUGAAGCACCCACACUGCGCCCUGCAGACAUUGCUAUUGAUGUACUGUUGUCUCACCUCUGCUGCCUGUGACUACAUCUCCCAAGCCCUUUUGUACAACAAAUCCCUGUCCCUUCUUGAUCUUGGGUCAAAUUUCCUGGAAGAUAAUGGAGUGAGGUGUCUAUGUGAAGCACUGAGGCACCCAAACUGCAACCUACAGCAGUUGUGGUUAGCAGGUUGUUACCUCACUCCUGUUUGCUGUAAGGACAUCUCUGCUGUUCUUAUUAGCAAUGAAAAACUAAAGACCCUGAAACUAGGGAAUAAUAAAAUAGAAGAUGCUGGUGUCAAACAGUUAUGUGAAGCCUUGAAGCAUCCUAACUGUAAAUUAGAGAAUCUUGGGCUGGAAAUGUGUCAGCUUACCACUGCCUGUUGUGAGGACCUGGCCUCAGCUCUCACCAUCUGCAAAUCACUGAGGGGCUUGAACCUGGACUGGAUUAGCUUGGACCAUGAUGGGGUAGUGGUUCUGUGUGAAGCUUUGGGCCACCCGGACUGUACACUACAGCUUCUUGGGCUGAACAAAUCUGCAUUUGAUGAGGAAACUCAGAUGCUGCUGACUGCUGUGGAAGAGAAAAAUCCCCACCUGACCAUUUCACAUCAACCUUGGGUUGGCGAUGAGUACAGGAUCAAGGGUGUGCUGGUCUGA
Molecule: messenger RNA, 2982 nt
Organism: Diceros bicornis minor
Lineage: Eukaryota; Metazoa; Chordata; Mammalia; Perissodactyla; Rhinocerotidae
Gene: NLRP9
Product: NLR family pyrin domain containing 9
Exons: 9
Coding region: 1-2982 (993 amino acids)
Biological process (GO): regulation of inflammatory response
Cellular component (GO): cytoplasm
Molecular function (GO): protein binding
Source: RefSeq, a predicted model, not a curated record